CGUCAGCGGGACCGAUUCCCUGCGUCUGCCAGUCCCACCACAGAUUCAUCUGGGAUCCUCAAACAGACGAGCCCAUAGAGACGCGGGAUCAAGGCAGCUGAUUAGGGCCAAUUGCCUGCUUCGGGGACUGCCAGCCCUUUCAGGCCUGGCAACGGGGGAGGGCGGGGGAAGACAAACCCAGAGCUACUGCAGGAAGACGCUGAAGCAAGAGCGACACUCACCACCCCCUUGUCCCCCCCCGCCCCCCCCCCCAUCUUGCAGCACAGCCUUUGAAAGCUGCUCCCCCAUCUGAAUGGAAACUCGGAGCCGCCGGGUGGCGCGUUCCUUCUCACCCAGCCUUGCAAUCCAUGUCGAGGGGAAGACGGUGCGAACCCACGCCAGCGCCCAGCUCCCGGGACAGGGCCAGCAAUGCCACUGAGCAGAACUUGACCGAGCCCCUUCCUCACUGCUAGUUGAAGCAAUGCUGCACGGCACAGCCAGCGCUUUUCCGGAUCUCCUUCAAGCUGAAGACUACCCACCCGUGCAGACAGCCCCAACCCUGUGAGUGCCUCGCCUUGGGUCCUCGCUCCGGCUGCUUGGCGGCGGCGCGAAGGGCAACAAACGGGCCGCCCGCGCCGGGGCGCACUGCACCAGCGGCUUGGACUUGGUGGAUGUGUAUGCAUGAGUUCUGCACCGAAUGGGCGCAAAAAGCGCCCCAGCCGACCCACCCGCUCCUCGAUCUUUCAGAUCAGCAAGCCCCAGCUGCAGAGCGGGGAGUGGGAACGCAGGGGCAGCGGCUCCGAGAGCGCCCACAAAACCCAGCGAGCCCUGGACGACUGCAAGAUGCUCGUCCAGGAGUUCAACACGCAAGUGGCCCUGUACCGAGAAUUGGUCAUUUCUAUUGGGGAUGUCUCGGUCAGCUGCCCCUCACUCCGGGCGGAAAUGCACAAGACAAGAACCAAAGGCUGUGAAAUGGCCCGUCAGGCACACCAAAAACUUGCUGCCAUCUCAGGCCCGGAAGAUGGUGAAAUCCAUCCAGAAAUCUGUCGGCUUUAUAUCCAGCUGCAGUGCUGCUUAGAAAUGUACACAACAGAGAUGCUAAAAUCCAUAUGCCUGCUGGGGUCUCUUCAGUUUCAUCGAAAAGGAAAGGAGCCUGGCGGGGGAACCAAGAGCUUGGAUAGCAAAAUUGAAGAGAGUGCUGAAACACCUGCUCUAGAGGACUCCGCAUCAUCCCCCGUAGAUAUUCAGCAACAUUGCUGGCAGGUUUCCACAGACAUUGAGAACACUGAAAGAGACAUGCGAGAAAUGAAAAACCUUUUAAGCAAACUCAGGGAAACUAUGCCUUUACCACUGAAAAAUCAAGAUGACAGCAGCCUUCUAAAUUUAACUUCCUACCCCUUGGUUAGAAGACGGAAGAGAAGGUUCUUUGGGCUAUGUUGUCUCGUCUCAAGCUAGACAAUUUCACCUGGAACCCACCACUGGGGAGACCUGAAAAAAAAUCACAGAAGCCAAGGACCUCCAGACAGCGGAACCACAGUUACUGGUUUUGACUAGGUUUUCUAUGCUUCUUCAUUACUUUUAUCCGCCUCCCCUGCCCUUUUAAAUGAUUUUACAUUUGAAAGUAGCUGCUGUCAAGGAAAAAAAAACCACAGAAUCAAAAAGCAGGCUGUUUUUAAAAGGAUUUUUAAAUCUGACAUUGUGCAUGUCUGCUUCAAACCAUACCAUGACAGAUGUAAGAAUUAUGAUUUUUAAAUUACUUAAAGGUUUUUUUAAUGUAUUAUACAGAAAAACAUUAUUUCAUGUAUAAUAGUAUAUCUAUAGCUCUUGCUGAUCUCAUGUUAACAAUUGAUCAUAUAUGGAAGAAGUCUUUAAACAUAGAAAUCUAUUUAAAACUGAAAAACUGUUAAAAAUCCAAUAUAUCAAUAUCAUUAGAAAUAAUAUUAUAAUCAAACAUACCACCUCACUAUUGCUUUCUCUGCUUUCAUUUACAUUUAGUCUUCCAUUCUGUCAGAAUCUAAGAGCUUCAACAGAAAAAAUAUCUUAAUUUGUAAUGCACAAAAACCAUAUAUGAAAAGUAUUUAAAUUUUGUAAAUACACAAUAAUCCUAAAACCUUCAUACAACGCAUACAGGCAACUAAUUUCCUUUUGAUCCAAUGGUGUCUUUUUCAGCUUCUUGGAGAAUGAAGUAAUCCAGUUAGGAAAUGGUGUAGUAACAUAUACAAUUACCCUCAAAUGUAACAUUGAAUAUUAUCACAUUUUGUUCUGAUUGAAAUCUGAAGCAUGAUGUCUGCACAUCAGCAUAGUGUUAACUCUUUUAGGGCAUGCUGGAAUUAGCUCAGAUCGUUAAAAUAUCUAACAUUUUACAUUGUUAAUAAAAUCGUUUUAGUUAAGCUAAGCUUGUCUCAUUUUAGAUGACUAUGCAGAUAUGACUUUUCCAAUGUGUACUUGGUGUCUUAUCUUAUGCUUAGAAUCUUGAAAGCAGGACACAUGAAGCAAUACUAUAUUUUAGAAAGGAGGAAGCCACGUGCUUUGUUUUCCAGGCUUUCUUUUUCUGCUCACAGCUUCGUUGUGAUCUUCCUCCACUAAACUUGUAACAUGGUACAAAUUUUGUUGUAUUUCCCCCUGUUCUUACUUUGGCCCGUUUCCCAGACAGAAUUCCCCAUGGGUUGAGAGAUCAGGCCUUUGGACUUUUCUUGUUUUCCAUUGUCUGAAAAAUUCUAAAGUCUGACAAGAGGCACUAGUGUUUCUUAAAAUGAUGAGCUAGAUGCCUAUAAGUGACUUAUCCAAGAUGUAUCUUUAAUCCCAACCCUAUAAUUUCUCUGUACUUAUGUGCACAGGUGUUUAUAUGUCCACCAAUAUUUUGACCUGAAAACUAAAUAUAUUAAAGCCUUUAGCUUUAGUGAAGAGGAAGACAGGUACAGACAUAUUACUGGAAUAAUUAUAGUAUUAGGUUGAAUUUUAUGAAAUUGCUGAUAUUUGCCCGUUUUGACCUAAAAAUGAGCAAUUUCAUAUAGUUCAAACUAAUAUCUGACAUUGUGGAAACUAUCCUUUGAAUUGCCUUCUAUCUUUUUUGACUGAAAGUGAAAGGAUUGAAUGGUUGGAAGAGAUUUCAAAAGGCUAUGCAGGUCUCUAUUUAGAUCAUACCAGCUGGUUGUUGGCCUGAUUCUUAGAGUCCAAAGUUGUGUUCCAACUGGUAAUUGGUGUGUGAUUAUUAUAGGUCUGUCUGGCUUCAUAUAAAGAAGGACCCUCCAAAAUUAUAUGAGAAAAAUCACAAUUUUCAAAGUCACAUACUUGUAAAACAUUGUGGGAAUAUGCUAUUUAAAGACUCCAUGGGUAUAUAUUCCCCUGCAAAGCAGGUAACCACGCCAGAUUACCUGAUUUUCAUAAAUCAGGCUUGAUUAAAGAUUAAUAUCCUUUCCUGAAUGCGGUUCAUUUUCAUCUUCUGAGGUUAAUUACCUUGAGGUCCAUUGUUUUAGAAAUUGUGAGGUAGCCCAAUUUGGCGCGUUCUGUCUCUGCCCUCUCCCAUUGUCAUACCAUAUUAAACCCACAGCUUCAUUCUAGUUCCUACUAAUCCACGCAGAGUUAGUAACUGAUAAGUUUAACCGUGGUGUUCAGCACUUUUUUCUAAAUGCCUGGCCUAAAUCACUUCUGCUUGGUUAAUUUGUGCUCACUCUAGCCUUAGUCUCAACGUUGAAAGUGACACUUACCUUCUGUGCAAUUGUCCUUUGUACAAUUGAAGACUGUUAAUAAAUUCAGGUCUCACCUCCAUGUUUGGGAGGACUAUAGCAGCAUUUCGUGGAGAUGGGAAUUUGUCUAAUUCCCCAACUAGACUUUCCAUAUCUAAAUAAAUAAAUUCAGCCACUUUAUCUUUUAUUCAUAGUGCCUGUUUCCCAGCCUUUGAUCAGUUUUGUAGUUCCCGUAGACACACUCCAAGAUUUAUGGACUUUUUUUUCACUAGUAGGUCCUAAAAUUAAAUUUAGUGCUCAAAGUCUUGAUAACCUACACUGACUCAUAGUUGCAGUAGGUAAUUUAGUAUCUCCCAUUAGGCCACUGUUGAUGCUACUCUCCUCUCACCUACCAAAGGACUUUCUCAGGUGUAGUUCCAUGAGAUAAGAGUUCUACUGUCUCAGCUUUCUGCUAGUACUUUGCUUUUAGAUUAGCAAUAACACUGAGCUAAUCUCUAGGGGUAAGGAGAGACACUGAACCCAUUUUGUUGCAUGUACUCACAUGCUUGAAAGAGAAAAGGAUGUGAACUUUUUCUGGCACACAAUCAUCCAUGUUACCACCAUAUUUUUAAUACCCCAUGUUGAUUUUUUUUUUCCAGAUUACAGAGACAAUACAUGUUCUUUGUGGGAAAUCUGAAAAAUACUACCAAGUAUAAAGAAAAUAAAAGUCACCUGACUCCCACCACAAUUACUUUGUUUAAAACCACAUUUCCAGGCUUUAAAUCAGUCAGUGGUGGGGCCCAGAGGCACUUUAGGGUAAGGUUUGUAAAGAAAUGCCCACAAGGCCAAGGUGUCGCUU
This is a messenger RNA of Rhinolophus ferrumequinum (greater horseshoe bat), 4503 nucleotides long. It is a transcript of the gene RGS7BP, whose product is annotated as regulator of G protein signaling 7 binding protein. The record is from RefSeq and is a predicted model, not a curated record. Gene Ontology annotation, biological process: G protein-coupled receptor signaling pathway. Lineage: Eukaryota; Metazoa; Chordata; Mammalia; Chiroptera; Rhinolophidae. The coding region runs from base 661 to 1434 and encodes 257 amino acids. Gene Ontology annotation, cellular component: nucleus; postsynapse; neuron projection. The transcript is spliced from 6 exons.